This is a messenger RNA of Centropristis striata (black sea bass), 1041 nucleotides long. Its product is annotated as heat shock protein beta-1. Gene Ontology annotation, biological process: response to heat; protein refolding. The record is from RefSeq and is a predicted model, not a curated record. The transcript is spliced from 4 exons. Gene Ontology annotation, molecular function: protein folding chaperone. Lineage: Eukaryota; Metazoa; Chordata; Actinopteri; Perciformes; Serranidae. Bases 1 to 1041 code for a protein of 346 amino acids.
AUGAGCGAACAGGCCAAAACAGAGCCGUCGUGCGGGGGGUACGACAGUGGAGUCCCCUGGUACCCUCUGAGAAAGUGGUGGCAGUCCAGCAGGCUUUUCAAUCAGGAUCUUGGCCUGCCGCCUUUCCUGGAGCCAAGGGACCCUCGGUGGAUGGAUGUGGACCAGCUCCAGAGGAGUCUGGCAGCCUGCUCCUGGCCAGGGUACAUACCCGCUCCACUGUUUGUGCCCUACAUCUCUGGGUCGAUGCAUCAUCCCGGCCAGAUUAGCAAGGAGCAGUACAAGUGGAGGGUCAGCCUGGAAGUGGCUCACUUCUUCCCCUCAGAGAUUUUUCUCAGCGUCAUAGACGGAUUCCUGGAAGUCAGAGGGAGACACGAGGAGAGGCCAGACGAGCAUGGAUUUAUUGCCAGAUGUUUUACAAGGAAAUACAGGCUCCCAGCUGAGAUUGAUGCUACCAAAAUCGUUUCCACUCUUUCUGUUGAUGGUAUCCUGACUGUGGAGGCUCCAGUUUCUGAAACCUCGGUUCCUGCUGCUAUCAUCAUUCCCAUAAAGGUGGAGCUGGAGGUGACAGGAGAAAAACAGGAGAAAGAAGAAGCUCCUGAUACGGAGCCCGACAGCAGCAGAGCACCAGAGGAUGAUGUGGAAGAGUCUCCACCAGAGGUCCGUGGUGAUGAGGCCCAGUCUGGCGGCGCCACAGCUGGCCUUCAGCAGCAUGAAGAGAGGAGGGGACAGGAGGAGGAGACCCAUGAAGAGCCAGCUGGAGAGUCCCACCCUACAGCACCGGUCGAUGGCGAAGGCCCAGAGAGUCUUCAAGAUUCUUCUGAGCAGCGUGAAGCCCAGGAAAGCCCAGAUACAGAUAUGUCCAAACAGCCGGAACACAAAGAACCAGCCGUGGAUGGAGAGAUCCAGGUAAUGGCAGGCUCAGGGGAGGCUGCUGAGGAGAUCACCCACCCUGAGGAGCCGGAGCUGGGCAAGGGUCCACCGAGUGAAGUCCCGAGCCAGGAGCUGGAGGGUCCAGACAUAAAACAAGGACACACUGAGUAG